Molecule: messenger RNA, 989 nt
Organism: Neopelma chrysocephalum (saffron-crested tyrant-manakin)
Lineage: Eukaryota; Metazoa; Chordata; Aves; Passeriformes; Pipridae
Product: glutathione S-transferase A4-like
Exons: 7
Coding region: 162-830 (222 amino acids)
Biological process (GO): xenobiotic metabolic process; glutathione metabolic process
Molecular function (GO): glutathione transferase activity
Source: RefSeq, a predicted model, not a curated record
UUUAAGUUUAAAAGCAUUGGGAGUUUUUCUCUCUAAUUGGGUAUGGCCGGAAACUCCCCUGGACUGCAAAGUUUAAACAGCCCUGGGGAACCUGCCUGUGCUGGGUGGAGACUGAGUUAGGGCCAGAAGCAUUUUUUUCAGGGAACCAGGAGUGCAGAAGCAUGUCAGGGAAGCCCAGGCUUACCUACUUGAAUGGAAGGGGGCGAAUGGAGCCCAUACGAUGGCUGUUGGCGGCAGCCGGCGUGGAGUUUGAAGAGGUUUUUUUGCAAACAAAAGAACAAUAUGACAAGUUAAUCAAAGAUGGAGUCCUCCUGUUCCAGCAAGUGCCCCUGGUUGAGAUCGAUGGGAUGAAGAUGGUGCAGACCAGAGCCAUCCUCAGCUACAUAGCAGGGAAAUACAAUCUCUAUGGGAAAGACUUGAAGGAGAGAGCCCUGAUUGACAUGUAUGUGGAAGGAAUAUCAGAUCUGAUGCAAAUGAUUUUGAUGUUUCCUUUCUCUCCACCUGAUGCAAAGGAGAAAAAUCUUGACUCAAUUAAGGAGAGGGCAACUAACAGAUACUUUCCAGUCUUUGAAAAGGUUUUGAAACAACAUGGCCAAGACUUUCUCGUGGGCAACAAAUUCAGCUGGGCAGAUGUUCAGCUAAUUGAAGCAAUUUUAGCAGUGGAGGAGAAAAUUCCUGCUGUGCUGUCGGGGUUUCCUCAGUUGCAGGCAUUUAAAACCAAAAUGAGCAAUAUGCCUACAAUUAAGAAGUUCCUGCAGCCUGGCAGCCCAAGGAAACCCCCACCAGAUGACCAUUACGUAGAAACUGUGUUGAAGGUUUUUAAGAGAUGAAAGCCUUGCCACCUUUGGUGAGACCCAGAAUACUGGAAGAAAAAAAAAAAGGCAAAACAUCAACCCCAGCUCAGUAAAUUAGUAUUGUGGUAGUGAAAAACAGUGCUAAAAAACCAAAACAACCCCAACCAGAAAUAAAGCAAUCUAUUGCUCUGGCAA